GUUGUCUCCCUUCGUCGGUAUUCUUCACCGCCAUAGUGACUUGCAUGUUGCCGGCAAGAGAAAAGGAGGAGUUCUCGAAAGAUUUACCUGGACUAUUGGAUUCAGAUAUAUUCCAUAGUGACGAAUUCAGAAAUUUCAAAAGUUUUACACCAUGAGUAUCCUUGAGUACAAUGGUGCGGCUAUCAUUGCCAUGAAGGGAAAGAACUGUGUGGCAAUAGCUGCUGACAGAAGGUUUGGUAUACAAGCUCAGACUGUUAGUACAAACUUCCAGAAAAUGUUUGAGAUGGGACCAAGACUAUUCAUUGGAUUACCAGGUCUAGCAACAGAUGUACAAACAGUUGCUCAAAAAUUACAGUUCCGUGUGAACCUGUAUGAACUCAGAGAAAACAGAAGAAUAAAACCAAAAACAUUCAUGAGCAUGGUAUCCAAUUUGUUAUAUGAAAGGAGGUUUGGCCCUUAUUUUGUUGAACCUGUAAUAGCUGGUCUUGACUCAAAGACAGGUGAACCAUAUAUUGCCUCAAUGGAUCUGAUUGGCUGUCCUAUGGUGACAGAGGAAUUUGUUGUAAGCGGAACCUGCUCCGAACAGAUGUACGGCAUGUGUGAAUCACUAUGGAAACCAGAUAUGGGACCUGAGCAACUGCUGGACACAAUAUCACAAGCUUUACAGAGUGCUGUAGAUCGAGAUGCAGUGUCAGGCUGGGGCUGCAUGGUCCACAUCAUAGAGAAGGACAAGGUCACAACAACAGAACUAAAAGGAAGAAUGGACUAACUGUGAUUAUCAUAUGUACACAUUUCAUAGACAUUUCACUAUUAUAACAUGUGUCUGUUAUUUACACAUGAUGGCUGACCUGUGGACAAACUCUUAAUUCCCUACUUCCAAGGAUGGUUCCAUGUGAAUUAAUUAAAAGGAUAAACAGACUUGUCAGCAGACAUUGUCAAACACUUCUUCUUUCUUCUAAAAUGUUAACAAUUAUCUAUGUGACAUGAGAGUAUUUAUUUCUCAGUGGAUCACAUAUGUUUCCCUUUAAAUUGUGGUCAUAAUAACAGAAUGAAAAGCAUUAUUUGGUGUGCGUAUGUAUAUCAAAAUUUGCAAAUUAAAAACUAUUUGAACAUGAAAUAAGUGAAAUGUUUGCACAGACAGAGAAAUCUUGACACACUAUAACGGAGGAACCGUGCACAAACAUAAAGUGCUAGCACAGUAAAUAGUGCAUGACAUGAAAAAAUGUCUUCAUCAUUGACAGAACUUUUAUGUAUGGUUGGUGAACACAUGUUAAUUACAUUAGAAUGAAUCUGUGUAUGCAAAUAAAUAUUUGUCAUUUAA
Messenger RNA from Pecten maximus, 1321 nucleotides. RefSeq names its product proteasome subunit beta type-3-like. The transcript is spliced from 6 exons. Lineage: Eukaryota; Metazoa; Mollusca; Bivalvia; Pectinida; Pectinidae. Gene Ontology annotation, biological process: proteasome-mediated ubiquitin-dependent protein catabolic process. Gene Ontology annotation, cellular component: proteasome core complex, beta-subunit complex; proteasome core complex. The record is from RefSeq and is a predicted model, not a curated record. Bases 152 to 769 code for a protein of 205 amino acids.